AUGAUUGACAACGUUAAAGAUAAAAAGGAAAUUGUUAGAAGUUCGAUUAAUCUUAUUUGGGAAGCUACUGAUGGAGAAAUUAAAAAAAUUGUUUUUAAUAACCAAUCAUGUUCAGCAGCAAUUUUCUUAAGUGAUGAUACUAAGGAUACUGAAAACUUGAACACACCUGGAGUAGUUCUAAUUGCUAAAGAAACUUAUCGAAAAAUUAUCAAUGAUCUAGCUGACAUGAAGGGGAAAGAUUCUGUUGCUACUGAAGAUGAUCUAGAUAGUGACAAUUUAUUACAAGUUGAUGAGCUAAUGUUUGAUGCCCAAGCAAGUGAAAAUGAUACAUUAAAUUUGGAAGAAGGUCAACAUACUGAAGAUAAUAAUGUCAAUAAUGACUUUGAAGAAACCAACAAAUUAUUACCUGAUUCUUAUUCGUCAAUUAAUAUUACUAUUGUCAAUAAUGAAUUUGAAAGUAACGAAGAAAUCGAUGCCUUAUUACCUGAUUCUUAUUCAUCAAUCAAUGUUACUGCCAAUACUUCGCAAGCAGUUAGCACCGAUAAUCAAAUUUCAAUUGAUAACGAAUACAUUACUGAUAAUCAACAAGCUAAAAAUGGAGAAUUGGUUGAAUCUUUAUUCAAUAAUAAGGAAGUUGAUGAAUUAUUACCUGAUUCUCAUUCGCCAAUCAAUGUUACUAUCAAUACUUCGCAAGCAGUUAGCAUUGAUAACCAAAUUUCACCUGAUAACGAAUGUGUUACUGAUAAUCAGAAAGUUGACUUUGAACUAUCACAAGCUGAAGUUUCAAUUGAAUUUGAAAGUAAAGGCUAUGAUUUACCAUCUUUAGAUAAUUUGCUAAAGUAUUGUGAAAAACUUGAAGAAUUUAUUGAUAAACUUUAUUACAAUGGGGACAUAGAAGCUGGUAAACAUUAUAUUCAAGAGAAUGACAAAAAGUUCACAUUUAGUAAAAAUGUAGAUG
Messenger RNA from Racocetra persica, 958 nucleotides. NCBI's taxonomy places the organism in Eukaryota, Fungi, Glomeromycota, Glomeromycetes, Diversisporales, Gigasporaceae. The record is from the annotation of a GenBank genome assembly.